Molecule: messenger RNA, 3677 nt
Organism: Theileria parva strain Muguga
Lineage: Eukaryota; Apicomplexa; Aconoidasida; Piroplasmida; Theileriidae
Gene: PI4KA1
Product: Phosphatidylinositol 3- and 4-kinase family protein
Exons: 5
Coding region: 107-3649 (1180 amino acids)
Biological process (GO): phosphatidylinositol-mediated signaling; phosphatidylinositol phosphate biosynthetic process
Cellular component (GO): plasma membrane; cytoplasm
Molecular function (GO): 1-phosphatidylinositol 4-kinase activity
Source: RefSeq, a predicted model, not a curated record
AUUUAUUGUUCAUUUUAUUUGUUAUAUUAUUUUUUAAUUUUAUUUUAUAUUUUAAAUGGAAUGUGCUUGGUACUAAUAACUAGAUUACUAGAUAUGUUGAUUUCAAAUGACUUUAGCUGUAGAAUAUCCUAGAUCCCACCUUCGGGAUUUCUUUGGCUUCAAAACUCCAAUCUUCAACUCCGAGGCCGAUUAUUCCCUUAUUCGGAUCCCAUUUGAACCCUCUUCCGAACCUUUGGAUACUCCAAUAUCAUGUGUAAGAAAUUUGAAGCUUUUUUCUUCUUUAAAGUUGACCAAACUUUUAAAUCUGCUAAAAAAUGACAUUUACAAGGCAGUUGAUGUUAUCUUCUCAGAUCUUGUUACAGCUUUGGUACUGAAACGCCUAGGAUAUCUGUCAACUCGCAACUACAGACUAUAUAAAGUUAUUUUAAAAUAUUUCGGGCCCUUCCUAUAUAGACCGUUGAGACUAAGAAAAUACUCUGAUUAUAGUAUUAAGUGUGAUAAAUCCGGUGAUUUUAAAAUUUGCAAGUGUUUAUUGAGGACUUCAAGAAGAAGUUUUUUAAAUGUAUUAUAUAAACUUCUAAACUCAUGUCUGUAUAUAAAAAGUUCAAUUCUGGGAUUUAAUAUCACUAUAAGUCAUAUACACACCGUAAUUUACUAUACUACUGUUGAUGUGGUUGAUGGUUACAAUACUAAGAAUUCAACACAUUAUUUAAGUGAUUCUCCCUUAGAUAAGGAGGAUUGGGAUACGCUAGACAUAUUAGAGUCUAGUACAUCAUUUGGAUACCUUAGAUUAUGUAAUUUUAUAUCUAAAGUGUUGUUUAAGAACAAUAAUGAUGUGGAUAUGUUAGUCUCAAGAGCUUCCACCUGGAGUAGAUUUGACACCAAAUAUAUUAAGGAAACAUUGAUUGCCUUAUUAUUUAUUAACAGUUUAAGAGUAAGAAAACCGGUUAAAAACAUAUUUUCAGAUUUUAAAAAAAUGUUAAAUUUUAACUUCAACUAUCACUGGAACCUUUUAUCAUCAGUUAACACUAAUAACUUAAACCUAUUUUUACCAUUUCUGACUCUGUUCCACUCAAUUAUUAAUAACGAAACAAGAACCUUUGAUCCACCUACGAGUAACAAUUAUGGGUUAAUACAUAGCAAGUGUUGGAUACCUAAAAACUUAAUAUUGGACUGUAAAUAUAAUUUACCCUAUGUAAGAUACUUGAUUUUAGUAGUCAAAUCGCUGUUGAAUGAUCCUACAAUCUCGAAUCUUCUUUCCUUAAUUGAUUUGUUUGUUCAUUACUUCAGUUACAGUACACUUAAAUUCGGCUUUCUAAAGUGCUCUAUUCCAUAUAAUUGCCUUAGGUGUACUUCAAUAUUUACGGAGGUUUACUGCGGGUUGAUGAACAUUUUAGAACGUAUGCGUCAACUGAGCUGUUAUUACCCACACCUAAAUCUGAUUAGAAUGUUGAUAAAAAAUGAGUUAAAUAGGCUAAAAACAAGUUUCUUCGUUUCUUUUAUUGAUGAGGACAUUUCAGACUUUUUAGUGAAUUACACUUUUAAGAAUAAUUUAAUCCCAGAUAUCUUGGAACGGAACUUGGUAAGAAGCCACUAUUCCCCCAAAUAUUCAAAGUACCUAAAGUACCUUUUCUGCUUCAAACUUCUGAAGAAAUGCCUAGAUAAUAAAUCCAGCAUAAUUAUUAAGGAGAAUAUAAUAGCAAACUCGUCAAAGUGUUCUUGGUUCUUAAUGUUACUUUUCUGUGUUGACACUCAUGUCAAGUCAGUUGAUCCUACUAUGGCAAUAAAUAAAACACUUUCUAACAGUACAUACUUACACUUGGAAAAUUUAAGCUAUAAACCUCCUAGAGAUCAUAAUUAUAAAUUUGUUUACUGUGGCAAUAACAUGCUGAACGAUCAAUUUGAGAUUAUUUAUAAUUUAUAUGUUGGGAAACUAUCAAUUCAUCAGUACCUAGACGCCUUUGAUAUUAGCGAUAAGCUUAAUAUUAUUCAGAGAACACAGUCAUGCUUAGUGCUUUCUAAGAACUUGGAUUAUGUUGAAAUGGUACUCGAACAACUUGUUCAAGCACUUGUCAUUGACCCUGGAGACAGAAUACUUAACUUGCUAUACAUAUCCCUCAAUGAUUUCAACGUCACUAGUAAGAUCUUCUACCACCUCUCAUGCCUUUUACAUUCCAACAUUAACAAUUCCACAAAUCACAAGAUUGUCACCUUCAUAAGGUUCAUAUUCAAUUUAUUGUCUGAAAAGGAUAGAAACAUAUACGGAAAUCAAAUUUUACUUCAUGGGCAACUAUUAAACCUCACGCUAAGAUUGGGUGAAUUGCCUUUGUCGAAGAGAUAUAAUGAGCUGAAUAGGAAGAUUUUGGAUAUCAGCGAAUCUAUAAACAACCAGCCGAACCUUUAUUUAUAUAAAGAUUCAUCGGAUAUACUCUACAAUGAUAAUAUUGAACUGAAUUCAACAAGCAGUGAAGGUAAUCCAUUAGGUCAAGUCCGUUCGAUACAAAAUGAACCUAAUUCCACAAGUUUUAAAUCAAAUUCCACUGAUGAGAGACUUAAUAAUAACUAUGUAAAGUUCAAUUUUAGCCUUAGUGAGUACGAUAAUAGAGAUAGUAGAUCCUUCUCUACCCUUAGUCAAUCAGACUCUUACGACGGCAAACUCUAUUUAAACUAUAGUGAACGUGAUCUCGAUGAAUCUGGGAGAAUUGUUGGAAUAAAUUUAGACUCAGUAAAGAUAUUAAAUUCGGCCACAAGAGCACCGUUCAUGGUCAGCUAUAAACUAACUGAUGGUACUGAGAGAACUUACAUUUAUAAGAUGAAAGAUGAUUUAAGACAAGACUGUUUAGCUAUUCAGAUGAAGCAGUUUCUACUCCAGAUAUUUUACAAUCACGAGUUGUUUGUCUAUCUGAGACCAUUUCUCGUUAUUCCCUACUCCCGAGUCCUGUUUGAAAUCUUCUCAAAGAGUAAAAUCAACGAUAUUUCACUGAGCAGUUAUUUUAACCCUAAAGGUUCCGAAAUUGGUGGAGUUGUGGGCUUUAUCCCGGACACUAUCAGCAGACAUAAUAUCGGAAAGGAAUUUGGUGUUCCCAUUAAGCACUUUUUCCUAAAGAGAUUUGGACACCAAUUCUCUCCCAACUACAUUAAAGCCGUUGACAACUUCAUCACUUCACUAGCAGGAUAUGCAUUACUCUCGUUUCUUCUUCAAGUAAAAGACAGGCAUAAUGGAAACUUGUUGUUUACAUCUAGUGGUCAUAUAAUUCACAUUGACUUUGGGUUUAUUCUCGGUGCUUCGCCUGCUAAGGACCUUCAGUUUGAACUCGCUCCAUUCAAAUUUACUCCUGAGAUGGUUGAUUUCAUGGGUGGUUCAAAAUCAGACAACUUUAAGCGGUUCAUUCACCUUCUUCUGAACUCUUACAUGGCUCUCAGAACUCAUUCAAAUCUUAUAAUAACUCUCGUGAAACUCUUACAGUAUUCCAACAUACCGUGUUUCCGGAAAUCUACUCUCAUGAAGUUAAAGAGGAGACUAAGGUUGAAUGACAGCCCAAAUGAGGCUAAGGAGUAUAUUAUGCGUAAAAUCUACUACGCCUUAAACAGCAAAACAACUAAGCUUUACGAUUUCGUUCAAAGCUAUCAACAGGGAAUUGAACACUAAUUUUUAAAUUUAAUAUUUUAAUAUUGAA